Triticum urartu is the source of this 3507-nucleotide messenger RNA. RefSeq names its product U-box domain-containing protein 52-like. Gene Ontology annotation, molecular function: protein kinase activity; ATP binding. Gene Ontology annotation, biological process: protein phosphorylation. Lineage: Eukaryota; Viridiplantae; Streptophyta; Magnoliopsida; Poales; Poaceae. The record is from RefSeq and is a predicted model, not a curated record.
GAGGCGUUCCCCGCCAAGCUCGCGGCGUCCCCUCUCCUCCAUUCCCGCGCUUUGAUCCCCACCACCACCCCACCCCACCGCGCCAUCCUCCAUCCCAUCGUCCUCGCCGCCGCCGAUGCGUUCCCUCCCCCGGCCUCCCCCUCCCCCGCCUCCGCCACACGAUGUUGCACACCACUCCGAUCUUGACGGAGGCCAAGCGGCACGACGCCGCCGGCAAGAAGGCGGUCGCCCUCACGGCCGCGAUGAGGCGCUCGGGGCCCAAGGGUCGCGGCAGCGGAGGGGGCGAGGCGGAGGGGAAGGCGGCCGUCGCCGUCGACGGCGACAAGAGCAGCCAGCACGCGCUCAAGUGGGCCGCCGACCACGUCCUCUCCCGCUACCAGCCCUUCUUCCUGGUCCACGUCCGCCGCAAGAACGCCGCGCUCAACCCCGCCGGCGGGAAGCAGUUCUCCACGUCGCACGUGCAGGAGGAUGUCGCGGCUUGUUUUCUGGCCCAGCUGGACCUUCAGACCAAAGAGCUGAUGCUGCCUUUCCAAUGCUUCUGCAGCAGAAGAGGGUUGCAAUGCAGGGAUGUCAUUCUUGAUGGAACAGAUGUGUCGAAAGCUAUCGUGGACUUUGUUGUAAAAUAUAAUGUUGACAAGAUUGUGCUGGGAGCAUCAUCUAAGAGUGCAUUUACAAGAACAAUUUGGAAAAUGGAUGUCGCUACAUCUGUUACAAAAAAUGCACCAAACUUCUGUUCAGUGUAUGUGAUUGCAAAAGGAAAGUUAUCUACUUUUAGGCCAGCCACUCAUGCAAUCGACAAUGAUACAAGCAAAGAGGAUAUGAAAUCUGAUGCACCUGGCAAUGGGCCUUUAGCUGUACAAAGUGAACCAACACCCAAGUUCCCUGGCGAAGAACCUUCUUACAGGCUGAUGUCGACACACGCUGCUGCGCACAUCGGUACCAAUUUUGAUGAAGCAGCACAACAUGGCAACCUCAAGGCACUAGUUCAACAGAGAAGUGCUGAUUCACAUCUUUCAAAAACAUCUUCAUGUCCAAGUGAAUUCAUAAGAGUUGUGAAUAAACAAGGCAAUCAUUUGUCUCCAGAAUAUCCCGAGAAUCGUAGAGAAACCUUGUUUUUGCUAAAUAAGGACAAUGAGCAUCCAUUCCAGGCUCCACAUGAAGAAUACUUGGGCAUUGAUGAUAAUGCACUUAGUCUUGAAUAUAAUGCCUAUGGCUCUUUAACCCCAACUGGAGAAUGUGCUUCAUCAGCUUCGAACUAUCAAGCAGAUGAUGUGAAAGCUGAUCUGAGGCAAUUUCAGAAAAGGAAUGGCAAUAUGCUUCGGAACUACAAAGAGUUACCUCUUGGGGACGAAGAUGGGACAGAAAACUUGCAUGCCGUUGAUGAACGAAAAGAUGGUCCUUUACUUGGUAGACAAGGUGCCAAACCGAAUUCAGCGGUUCGUGGCCCAAAGCAAAACCUCUUGACACUUGAAACUUUAUCUUCCGACCCUCAGCAUAGAGAAAGAAUCACAGAGGAAUUUAUGGAUCACAGUGCCCAGAAACAAGUUAACCCAAUGUUGCGACGCUUGCCUCCAAAAUUUUUCUCACCUCGAAAUGAUAUAUAUGGAUCCACUCCUGAGGAGAAACAUAAACUUGAAUUGAACAGCAAACCCUUGCCAAGGCCAAUUGAGACUAAAAGAAUACUAGAGUGUCUCCCUACUAGAUUAGAGUGCAGAUUGUAUAAUCCAAAUGAAAUCGCGAAGGCGACCAAUAAUUUCUCAGAAGACCUGAAGGUUGGGGAAGGAGGUUAUGGACCAGUCUAUAAAGCUACACUUAGUAAUACCCCUGUUGCAGUCAAGAUUCUUCACUCCAAUGUAACUCAAGGCCUGAAACAGUUUCAACAGGAGAUUGAUCUGCUGAACAACCUUCGGCAUCCCAACAUGGUACAACUAGUGGGUGCUUGUCCCGAGUAUGGUUGCCUAAUAUACGAGUACAUGCCGAAUGGUAGCCUCGAGGACCGGCUCUAUUGUCGUUCAAACACUCCGCCACUGCCAUGGCAGCUCCGUUUCAAGAUUUCAGUGGAGUUAGCCACUGGCCUGCUCUACCUACACAAAAUGAAGCCUGAAGCCUUUGUUCACCGAGACCUCAAGCCUGGGAACAUCCUCCUUGGCGAAGAUUUCGUCUGCAAGAUCGCCGAUGUUGGUCUCGCCCGCAUCAUCCCCCGAUCGAUGGAUGACACAAAGACGCAGUACCGGAUGACCGACGCAGCGGGGACCUUUUGCUACAUUGAUCCUGAGUACCAGAAGACAGGACUGGUCAGCACAAAAUCUGAUGUGUAUGCCCUCGGCAUUAUCUAUCUUCAGAUGAUCACCGCAAAGGACGCCAUGGGGCUCGCCUACGCUGUAUCUGAUGCACUGGAAGAAGGGACCUUUGAGGAUCUCUUGGAUAGCAGAGUGACUGGCUGGCCGGUGGAGGAGGCGAAGAGGUUUGCCGAGCUUGCACUGAAAUGCUGCGAGCUGCGGCAUAGAGACCGCCCCGAUCUGGAAUCUGUUGUGCUACCUGAGCUAGUCCGUCUGCAUGCACUAAGUGUGCCAUCUGAACAUCCUUCCAUGGACCAAUCCCAUCAGCGUUCAGCCAGUGACAAGGAAUGCAGGAUUUAAUUUUGGUUGAUGGCUUGUCUGAGAUUCUUACCGAAGGGAGUGCGAAGGCAGGAUCAUUUUCAGCAUAGCAAUAUGAGGACCAGGAGUAGGGCGUGUCAGCUGUCGCACUGGAACCUGGCAGCUGUUCCAACUUUGAUGUAGAUACUGCACUAUCCCAGCAAAAAAAUUCAGAUUGUUGUAGUUCUUUCUCCGGAAAUGUUUAAAUCAACAAACCUGUACAUUUAACAUACAAUUUUGUAGCUCACAUCUGCUAGUACAGAAGAAGUCACACUUUCAUGACCUGGAUCAAUCACAUGCUACUUUCCUGUCAUCCAGGGCCGAGGACUUUGAUCCGGACUGGGAAUUAUGUAAACAGACUCGGAGAGAGAUUUGCUGUAAGGACAUAUUUCUGACAAAGAUUACUGUAAACAACAAGGGAUCACAUAAAGAACGAAAAUGUUACAUAAUGGAAGACUCGGUCACACCUAAAUUGUGCAUUUCUUAUCCACAAUUUUUUGACGGAAAGCUACUCGGCCAUUUUAGUGAUUAACAACGACAGUUACAUCGUUCAGAAGAAAAGGCAAAGAGGAAACUAGGGGGUUCAUCGACCCAAGUACAAGCUUCAGGAAGUAGAGAAACAGACCUAGCUACCUCAUGUGCCCCCAAAGUAGCUUCCCUUGGGCAGUGUUCAAAUCUAGCUUUGUCAAAUCCACUAGCUGUUACUCCCCCCGUUCUUUUUUAUAAGACAUUUUAGCCAGUCCGCUUUGAACUGUUAUGGGCGUGUCUGAAAUGUGUAAAACAUCUUAUAAAAGGGAACAGAGGGAGUACAUGGCAGUCAUGAAAAAUAUCAGAGCAGAGCUUGCUGUUGCUGAUACACCACCAUCACAUA